AUGGACGGCGGCGCGGCGGAGCUGCGCGAGGCCCACAGCCUGACGGGCCACGGCGACCGCGUGUGGGCGCUCGCCUGGAACCCCGCCCCAGGCCCCGGCUCCGGCCCCGUCCUCGCCUCCUGUAGCGGCGACAAGACCGUCCGGAUCUGGAAGCGCGCCCCCGACGGCGCCUGGCAGUGCUCGGAUGUGCUGGAAGACACGCACAACCGCACGGUGAAGUCCUGCGCCUGGUCCCCCAACGGGAAGCUGCUGGCCACCGCGAGCUUCGACGCCACCACGGCGGUGUGGGAGUACAACGGCGGCGACUUUGAGUGCGGGCACGAGAAUGAGGUGAAGAGCGUGUCGUGGAGCCCGUCCGGGUCGCUGCUCGCCACGUGCAGCAGGGACAAGACGGUGUGGAUAUGGGAGGUGCUGCCAGGGAACGAGUUCGAGUGUGCCUCGGUGCUGACGGGCCACACGCAGGACGUCAAGAUGGUGCAGUGGCACCCGAUCCUCAACAUUUUGGUCUCUGUCAGCUAUGAUAAUACCAUCAGGGUCUGGGCUGAUGACGGAGACGACGAGUGGCACUGUGUGCAGACAUUAACUGAAGCCAAUAACUGUUAA
Messenger RNA from Miscanthus lutarioriparius, 603 nucleotides. Lineage: Eukaryota; Viridiplantae; Streptophyta; Magnoliopsida; Poales; Poaceae. The record is from the annotation of a GenBank genome assembly.